Phycodurus eques (leafy seadragon) is the source of this 1580-nucleotide messenger RNA. It is a transcript of the gene slc2a9l1, whose product is annotated as solute carrier family 2 member 9, like 1. Gene Ontology annotation, molecular function: hexose transmembrane transporter activity. Lineage: Eukaryota; Metazoa; Chordata; Actinopteri; Syngnathiformes; Syngnathidae. Gene Ontology annotation, biological process: monosaccharide transmembrane transport. Gene Ontology annotation, cellular component: membrane. The transcript is spliced from 12 exons. Bases 60 to 1580 code for a protein of 506 amino acids. The record is from RefSeq and is a predicted model, not a curated record.
AAGUGCAAGAAGUUAAUGAUAAGCAGCCUCAGGUAUUUAACAGGAUCCCUUCAGGCUGCAUGUCAGUUUUUUUAUCUGUAAAUGUGCAUGCAACUGAGGACCCCAUGGAAACCGUGCUGCAGCAGCUGACGCGUGGAAAUGCUCUUUUUCUCAUCUUAAUUUUGGGAAUUGGAGGAAGCUUUCAGUCAGGAUACCACAUCACCGCCCUGAGUUCUCCCUCUCCGUUCAUUCAGCGCUUCAUCAACAACACCUGGUAUGAGAGAUACACGGUGCCGCCAGCCGGACACACCGUCACUAUUAUCUGGUCCCUCAUAGUAUCCAUGUAUGCCGUGGGGGGAAUAUUUGGUGCUGUCAGUGUCAAGUGCUUCUCGGGCCUGCUGGGAAGAAAAAAGGCGGUUAUCUGCAACAGCUGUAUUGCCAUUGCUGCAGCCGGGAUCAUGCUGACAAGUAAAUGGGCCAAGUCUUACGAAAUGAUCAUUGUAGCAAGAAUACUAUCUGGCUACUCAUCAGCCCUAGGAAUGAGCACCCAUCUAAUGUACCUUGGCGAGAUUUCACCCAGAAAGAUAAGAGGCGUUGUCACCGUGUCCUCAGCGACCUUUAAGUCCCUUGGCAAACUGUCUGCUCAGUUUCUUGGUCUCAGUGAGAUCCUCGGCUGCGAAGAGCUGUGGAACGUGGUCCUUUGUGUGCCUGCGUGUCUUUCGGUGGUCCAGGUGUUGGUGAUGCCGUAUCUUCCCGAAGCGCCCAGAUAUCUGUUUAUCGAGAAACGAGAUGAUAAAGCAUGCAAAAACGCUCUGGAGAGUCUGUGGGGCCAAGGUGACUUCAAUCAGGAGAUGGAGGAAAUGUUGAGUGAGCAGGCAACUAUGGAAGCGGUCCCCGCAAAAAGCCCUCUGCUGCUUCUUCGGGAUCGGACAGUCCGAUGGCAGCUUAUCACCAUGUCCACCAUCUACUGCUGUAACCAGUUAUCAGGCAUGGCCAUGAUCAGCACUUUUGCUUUUGACAUCUUUCGGAGUACGGGGAUCCCAACAGAUCAAAUCCGCUACAUGACGAUCGGGCUCGGAAUAACUGAAAUGAUCACCUCCAUCUCUUGUGGUUUGUUGAUUGAGCAUGCAGGAAGGAGGCCACUGUUCUGGGGGGGUUAUGGCAUCAUGUCUGCAUGCUGGCUGUUCGUUACUGUUGUGCUCAACUUGAAGGGUUCUAGUUCUUGGGCUCCAUACGUUACUACUGUUUUGAUCAUCCUCUUCAUCAUCUUCUUCUGUGGAGGGCCUGGGGGAGCAUCAGGUACUCUCAACAGUGAGAUCUUCAUUCAGUCCAAUCGUGUGGCUGCCUUUGUCCUCUUCGGGGUUCAGAGCUGGUUCGUAUUAGCCGUGCUGGGCCUGGUCUUUCCCAUUCUUAUUGAUGCGCUCGACUCGUACUGCUUUGUGAUUUUUGCUUGCAUGUGCCUGCUGGGUUGUGUUUACGUCUUCUUCUUCCUGCCCGAAACCAAAGGGAAGACACUGCUGGAGAUCACAGACGAGUUUGAAGCCAUCACCAUCUGUGGAAACUCUUUUCGAGAAGAAAACCGACUGGAGACUAAGUUAUAG